Molecule: messenger RNA, 1308 nt
Organism: Synchiropus splendidus (mandarinfish)
Lineage: Eukaryota; Metazoa; Chordata; Actinopteri; Syngnathiformes; Callionymidae
Gene: plgrkt
Product: plasminogen receptor, C-terminal lysine transmembrane protein
Exons: 5
Coding region: 52-498 (148 amino acids)
Biological process (GO): positive regulation of plasminogen activation
Cellular component (GO): plasma membrane
Source: RefSeq, a predicted model, not a curated record
UUUAAGUCAAGGUCAUAACAGUUGAGAUGUUACACGUUAGCUAUAGCAACCAUGGGUUUCCUGCUCUCCAAAUCCAUGGACGCAAACUUUAAGAAGCAGCAAGAGUUUAUGCUGCACAACUCCAGGCUGCAGAUGGAGCGUCAGAUGAUGAUGCAGAACCAGAUGCGUGAGCGACAGAUGGCCAUGCAGAUCGCCUGGUCCAGAGAGUUCCUCAAGUAUUUUGGGACUUUCUUCAUGGUCGCGUCAGUGGGACUCACAGUCGGAGCGGUAAAGAGGAAGAAGCCGGCGAUGUUGGCUCCCAUUCUUCCCCUCAGCUUCAUCCUCACCUACCAGAUGGACAGCGCAUACGGGACGCUGAUUCACCGGAUCAGAGGUGAGGCUGAGAACAUCAUGGUGACCGAACUUGACCGUCUGGACUUACCUCACGGAGCUCCCACCUUCGAGAGCAUCGAGAAAGCCCGCCGGGCCAAAAGCAGCAUUGCCUUCUUGGAGAAAUGACGCCGGUGCUAUGAUGACAUUGUUUAGAAUAUCCAUGGUGCUGGUCAAAUCAUGCCUGCCAUUUGCGUCUUCAAUCCUGAUUUACACUUAAAUCCAAUUCAUCAUUCAGUUGUUCUGUCCAUGUUCAACGAUUGUUUGCCAUCAAUUCUGUGGCUGGUCUGAUGUUUCACACUAAUGGCUUUCUGGAGACUCAAGUCCAGGCUUGUUGUUCCGCCUGAAAAACACAUUCUGACGUCUGGAGUGACUUCAACACACUCGCUCAUGCUGAUAGGAGUUGUGAGUUUUAGAAUGUCCCUUUCAUCCACUGAAGUCCAGAAGACCAUUUUCAGUCAAUCACUCAAAUGCCAAUUGUAUCCGAAAGCCAGAUUCAAAUAUCCCUAAAUUUGAAUGAUAACAAUGGUUAUUGGAGCAGUUCCAUGACUAUGGAAGUCGCCUUCUCAAGUGGAGGGGGGGGGGCGCUUCAAGUGCACACAGUGAGAGCACAGUAUAGAACCGGGGUGGGCAAUAACAUUUCCCAAGGGGAGAAAAUGGAAAAUAAAAAUCAAGUGAUGACAUCAUGUGUGAUUAUGAAAUUACCCUUUAAAAAUGCACAGAAAAUGUUGGCUUGUUGUGUUUAUUUCAUUUAAACCACAUUCACAUUUAAAGAUUCUCAAUGUGUCACACACAUUUCGAAAUCUACUUUCAGUUCUGAUGUAUUUUAAGGACAAGAAAUAUUGCUAGAAUAAUGGAAAAGACAAACUAUUAAGAAAAACAGUCAAACGAGAAAGUUAUGUUUCAGUUGCAUCAUGAUCAACAAAAAAAAAAAAACAA